AUUUCAGUUUUCCCUCAGAUGUGGAUGCGGAAAAUGUAGAAAAUUGGUCGUGGUCGUCGUGGUUUGUCUAGAAAAUGUUUAUCCUAAAAAAAUCGUGUUGAGCUGUGAGCGGCGGUGUGUUUUUUUGCGUGUUGUGUCAUUAUCGUUUAGAACAUUUGUUGUCUAUGAAGAGGAAAACGACAAACAGCGGGAGAACGGGCGGUCGUUGUUACUGCGUCAAACGGUGGACAGACGGGCUAACUAACUAACUGCUAACUAAGUAGCUAAGAAAAUCCUAAUAAGUGAAUAAAUGUGUAACAACAAUUAACUAAUAAAACAAAUACAACUACACUGAUAGCAUACAUUCGGGUGUAUGUGUGUGUCUGCAGGCAUACGUCAACGUGUUCAAAGAUUCCUUAAUCAUAAUCAUCAUCAUAUACCACCAAAGCAUAACUUCACUUUCAUAGACCAAAAAGGCGAAAAACGACUGAAAAAUGGAAUCUUUUGAAGGGAAAAAUUCAUUAAAAAAAAAGCCUUGGUGGUAAAGUGUUAAUAAAUUUUGAAAAUCCAAAUCCAAAUGCAAAACCAAAUAGAAGUGCCGAAAAAAGACUGUACAUUCUUUUCUAACAAAUUGCAAUAAUGUUUAAAUAAAGAAAGCGAAGAAAAAAUAUACCCCACAAAAGAAAAUUCCAAACUAAACCCCGAAAAAAAAGGAUACAAAAGAAGUGAAGAAAAUUUUUUAGUGAACCCAGAAUGUAAAUGCCCUCGAGGCCGUUUACCACAACUGGUUACAUACGACUCCUGCACACACCAAAAAAAAAGUAAAAAAACGAGCAAAAAAUAAGUUUUGAAAAAAUUGAAAAAAAAAAAAUCGGUGCAUAUCACCAGUGUUAAACGAAAAUCCGAAAGUUAAAUAAAGUCUAAAUCGAAAAAAAAAAAAACAAAACCUAAACCGAAAAUACAAAUAUUCCAACAACAACAACAUAAAUGAAAUCCGUUCCAUAACCGUACCGUCUUGUCUUUCCUCCUCUAUAUUAAAAGAAGAAAUAAAUAUAUAAAAAAUUACAAAUAUAUAUAUGUAUAUGAAUACACUCUCAGCUAUAAAAAACAGAAAUUAAUCUAUAUUUAAAUAUAAAUCUUCAUUAUUAUCAUCAUCUCUAUCGUCAUCAUCUUUAAUAUACUACAUAUGUAUAUUCCUCCAAAUGCAAACGCUUCCUAUUUUACAACUUUAUAGUAGUCGCAGAAGAUUGUAGUACUCCUCCUCGUCGUUUGUGAAAAUCAAUGGCCUUAGCUGGAACAGUUGUUGGUGUUGUUGUUUUAUUCGUGGUGAAGUACAAAGCAGGAAUCAUCAUCAUCAUCAUCACCAUCGUUGUCGCCAUCCAGAGUUUUAGUAGAUUGUGACGACGACGGCGAGAUGGCAACAAUGUCGUCGAUAUAGGCAGUAACAUCAAAGGAUACGUCAAACUGUGUGGAUUUUAAGCAAAGGAAUUAAACAAAAAAACAACAGCAACUAAAAAACCAAACAAACAAUAUUUCACACACACACAUACAUUUCUUAUAAAUUAUGGGCUGUGGACAAAGUAAAAUUCAUCUUUAUCCUCGUAAAUCGAAAAGUAAAGCAAAUGGCAAAAAAGGAGGACAUGGCGAUUCAGAAGCCGAAACAGACGAAGAGGAAGGCCAUAUCGAAGAUGCCGAAAAUCGUGAACGCGAUCGAAAUGAAGACUCUGAAGAGAAUAGCAAUAAAGAAUCCAAUGAAACGGACGAAGAAGUUUCGGUGUCACUGCUGCGGGCCAGAAACCUGUCCCUGUUACAGAGCCAGGAGAUAUCCAGCAGUCAGCAGAACUUUUUCCGUAUGUUGGAUAAAAAAAUCGAAGAGGGACCGGACUACGAUUCAAAUAGCGAAACCGAAAUAGCCCUAGAGGAAGCUCGCCUAAAUGCCUUGGUCCAGCAUUGGGAAUCGGCCAGCCUAACAGCUUCCAUGUGUUCCUCAGCUAGUCGUUCGCUGCAAACAACACCAGUACGCCAGACACCGGCCAAACAACUGAUCCAGGCAACGCCCCGCGCCAUGCUAACGACGACGGCUAUACCACCACAAGUUCUUAACUCAGAGUUUCUACCUCAUCCUGGUGCACCAGCAACUGGCGUCAGUCAGCUGGGAGCGGGUGCGGGUACACUCAAACUUACGCCUAGUAAGCAAAUAACCAUUCCUCAAAUGAAUUCGGGCAUGCUGCACCAGAUAUCGGUGAUGCCCCAAAUACCGAUGAGCAUUAGUGCGGCCGCCGUUGUGGACAGUGCGGCGUCGGUGAAUAUGGCCACAGUCAAUGUGAAUACGUCCAAUGCCCUGGCUAUAAUGCAGCAGCAGCAACAGCAGCUGCAAACGACACCACAACCACCUCCCAAUGCACAAACGACACCGCAACAGUAUAUGUUGGCCAUACCGGCUGGAUCGUCGCCACUCCUGGGCAAAACUGGUCAGGUUAGUCCCAAACGUUUGGCCGAUGGUCGUUUGUUGAUUAAUUCUAGUCCGUUAUCGCAACAACAACAACAACAGCAAAUGCAACAACCCCCGCCGACCAAUCCCAUACACCAGCAGUUUAUGACCGCUACCCCGCCAAAUUUACAAACAUCAGCAGCAACAACAACAACACCACUCAAUUACGUCAAUGGAGGAAGAGCGGCGCCCCAAUCGGCCGUAAACAUGCAAUUGGCCUAUUAUGGCCAGGCGGUGCAAAUGCCGCCCACGCCACAGCAACAGCAGGCGGUGUUGCAACAAUAUGGAGAUGUCAUAACUCAGCAACAACAACAGCAGCAGCAACAACAACAACAGCUCCAACAGCAAUAUGAACAACAGCAACAACAAACUCCACAUGGCCAAAUACAAACAUCAUCAUCAUUGUCAUCAUCAACAUCUUCCGCAUCGUCAUAUUAUGGUGAUGUAGUUGUACAACAACAACAGCAGCAGCAACAGCAUAAUGUUCAGACAUCAAAUACUGAAUAUAGGUUCCCACCUGCCAUCAGUGUGCAACGUUUAGCACCUCAGGUCCAACGGCAAAUACGCGAAACCCAGGAACUCAUCAAAGACUCAUGUCCACAACUGUAUACGGCUGGCUAUGGCAGUCCAGGGCCACCACCGUUGCGCAAUCAGACAGCCGUUAAUGCACGCAAUCAUCCCAACAGCCGAAGACCCAACCUGGAGACACAAUUCUCGCAGGAGCUCUCGUGAUAUAUAAAUAAUUAGCAGCAAACACAACAACAACAAUAAAGUUAUAUUUAAAAACAAAAAACAACAACAAGAAAAGCCAAACUAAAAGAACAUUCGAUGAAAAAAGAAAAGGAAAACACAAAACACUAAAGGAAAAAAAACAAAUUAUUAAAAAAAAAGUAAACUACAAACUAGAAAUCUAGAAUAUCUAAAAACCAGGGCUAUUCGAGUGAAUAUUCCCGCUGGACAAUUGUUAUCUGCCACAUGUGGUGGUGUAGUGUAUAUUUUUGCGGUCCUGUGCAAUGGGUUCGGCGUUGGAGCCAAACAAAUACAUGCAUACAUACACAUAACAAAUGAAAUGGAAAGAAAGAAAAUAAAGAAAUGUACUCUCUCUCAAUUUCACAUUGCUGGUUCAUAAAAUUAAGAAACACAGACACCUACACACACACAUUCAUCACAUCUAUAAAGCCAAAAUAGUUAUAAAUUCUGUUAUAAAAAAAGACAACAACAACCAAACGAUGUUACAAAGUAAAAGAACUGCGCUCAUGCCACAAUCCAUUACCGCAUUUACAACAUGGAGACAGACACACGCCUCCUGCUAGCCAUGCAUUAAUUCAGUGAUCCCUGUGCCAGAAAUCGCGUGAGUUGUAAAGCUCGCAUUUUUGUCGUAAAAAGGUGAUAACAUUUGCCGAAAAGCUAAUGGAGACAAUGUGUUGACUUUUUCAGAUUAUGAGGUGGCACCAAAAAUGUUUGGAAAUUGUGCUUUACAGAUGGAGCGAAGCGUCAUAAAAUUGUUCACGAUCUAUAAAAAGCCGAAUCAGAGCCGAAUAUAAUUUUUUCAUAUGCUUUGGGGGAAAACCCCACUUGCGGAAAAAUUGUCAUCGGCAGAUAACUUCUUGAUUGCCUAAGUCCAUGUCUUUACAUGGUCUACAAAAACGCCUUUGGCCUUCUAUAA
Musca domestica (house fly) is the source of this 4136-nucleotide messenger RNA. It is a transcript of the gene tow, whose product is annotated as ras-interacting protein RIP3. The transcript has 6 exons. The record is from RefSeq and is a predicted model, not a curated record. NCBI's taxonomy places the organism in Eukaryota, Metazoa, Arthropoda, Insecta, Diptera, Muscidae. The coding region runs from base 1544 to 3202 and encodes 552 amino acids.